Pelagomonas calceolata is the source of this 1227-nucleotide messenger RNA. Lineage: Eukaryota; Pelagophyceae; Pelagomonadales; Pelagomonadaceae. The record is from the annotation of a GenBank genome assembly.
AUGGCUGCACAAGAGCUGCAGCAGCAAGACGACGCACUCGACCUCCAGUCCCGGUCGCUCACCGCCCUGCCACCUCUGCCCACAACUCUACUAGUUCUCAAUCUCACGCGCAACCGGAUCACAGAUCUCGCGCCGUGCAGCGCGCUCCUCAACUUGGAGCGCCUCGACGCGUCGAGGAAUAAAGUGCGAGUGCUGCCGCACGCCGUCGCCGCGUUGCCCCGACUCAAGGAAUUAUUAUUAUAUUCGAAUCACUUACGGCGCACCGGCCUGCCGGAGAAAAUUCAAGCGCCGCUCGCGUUGCUCGACCUGCGGUUCAACACCAAGCUGACAGGAGACGUUGUCAGGGAGGAGAUCUCCGCGCGAUGCACAACUGAAACAAAGGUGCUCGUCUCGCCGCGCCGGGCGCCGCUCCCACCGGCCGGCACGGUCGACUGCGCGGCGACGCGCGACGCCGAAACGCUCGAGGCCCAGCUCCAGCCCUGGUCGACGCCGCAAUUACGUAGAAGAUUGUCGGACGAGUUUUCCGUCCAGACGGACCCGGAGGCGCCGCGGAGCGUGAUCAUGGCGUUAUUACUUACGGCUUACUUACGCGAGGGGCUCUUCGAUCAAAGACGCAUUCGGAGGGUGCGGCCCGUCCGGCAAGUAUCCGCGGCCACGGCGUCCGCACUGCUCGCGGAGAUCCGACGGACCCAAGAAUUAGUGAACAGCACGCCCGGGAGUCGACGCGAGCGCCCGCGCGUCGACGCAGAAUUAUACAUCACCUUUCACGCGCCAAAUACAAUUUUUCGCGCCGCCGACGGUUCGUAUAACGCCGAAUCCACGAAAGCCAAGCUCGCGACGCAGAAGCGCCAGAAACAUCAAAAGCUCUGGGAUCUAGCCGUCCAAGCGUUGACCGAGGCCGACGCAAGUUACGCGGCGACGUUCACCUCCCUAGCAGUCACGGGCAACUUUAGGGGCAGCCCGCACAUCGACACGGAGAAUGUGGCACCCUUCUACGCGCUGGCCCUCGGCGAGUUUACGGGCGGCGGCCGCAUCGCCGUCGAGAGUGGAGUAAGGGAGGUCACGCACGUCGACACGCGCUUCGGCUUCGCCAAGGUCGACGGGCGCUUCCCGCACUGGGUCACGCCCUACGAUGGAGAGCGGUUCUCGCUGAUCUACUACACGACGGAGGGGGCGUCGGUGCCGGUCGCGGGGGCGGUCGUGGAGGGGGCGGUCGUCGACGGUUAA